Messenger RNA from Lactuca sativa (garden lettuce), 1973 nucleotides. RefSeq names its product protein PIN-LIKES 7. Lineage: Eukaryota; Viridiplantae; Streptophyta; Magnoliopsida; Asterales; Asteraceae. Gene Ontology annotation, biological process: endoplasmic reticulum to cytosol auxin transport. Gene Ontology annotation, cellular component: membrane. The record is from RefSeq and is a predicted model, not a curated record.
UCCACCAUCCCUAAUUCUCCCCUUCCUCUCUCCUUGGUUGGUUUCUUCUUUAUAUACCAAAAAAAUGUGCAGCUUCUUUUCCUUCUAUCAUCUCAUAAGAAAUCAACUCAAUUUGUUAUAUUAUAUAAUACAUAAUCCCACAAUUUCACACAUUUACAACAUUCGAUUGCUUUUCAUCUCAUUCAUCCAGGAAAAUCAAGAAACAGAAAAAAAAAAAGGGGUUAAAAAGGUGGAACUAUGGGAGUGUUAUGUAUGUUUCACGAAGUACAAAUACGAGAAAUACGUGUCUUUUGUAUGUAAAAAGACCAUUAAAUCCCUAUUGUUUUUAACAAAAAUAAUAUCAAUAGACACCAAGUGUAGACUGGUAUUUCUUUUCUUUUAUAAUUUAUAAAGCCCCUUACGCACACGUAUAAAAGACAAACGACAACAUCAACAUCUCAUCACAUAACAAAUAUCAAGAUUAAAUCAAUUCAUCAAAAAGAAAUUUAUAAAAAUGGGCUUUUGGACACUCUUCGGGGUCGCAUCAAUGCCAAUAGUUCAAGUCUUAAUAGUGAGUGUCAUAGGAGCUUUAAUGGCUACAGAUCACUUCAAUCUUCUUUCCAACGACACUCGUCGCUCUCUUAAUAAGAUUGUGUUUGUGGCUUUCACACCAUCUCUUGUUUUUGCAAGUCUUGCCGAAAGUGUCACAUUUCAAGACAUAAUCUCAUGGUGGUUUAUGCCUAUAAAUAUUGGAUUAACAUUUUUGUGUGGAGGAAUAUUGGGAUGGAUAGCAGUAAAACUAAUUAAACCAGCAGCACAUAUGGAGGGCCUAAUCAUUGCCAUGUGUUCAACUGGCAACUUGGGAAACAUCCUUUUAAUAAUCAUUCCGGCAAUCUGCACUCAAAGUGGAAGUCCUUUUGGAGAUGGUAACGUUUGUAAAGCUAAUGGACUCUCAUAUACAUCAUUUUCCAUGGCAGCGGGUUGUUUCUAUAUAUGGACAUAUACAUACCAAUUAAUUAGAAACUCAGCUGUGAAGUACAAUGAAAUGAAAAAGGAGGAGGAUUUAUUGAUCAAGGAUAUAAACAAAGACUUCAAUGCAAACGAAACAAGUCAUCUCUUAUUAAAUGAAGGUCAAGCGGACGUUGAUCCAGAAAAUCCAACUAUGGUGUACAAAGAUCUUGCCAACAAUGAGAGAAAAGAAGGGUUUUCCUCUAAGCUGAUAGAAACUUUACAAAAUAUGUUGGAAGAGCUAUUAGCACCUCCAACAAUUGGUGCUAUUGCAGGAUUCAUUUUCGGUGCAGUUCCAUGGCUGAAAAAGCUAUUGAUUGGUGAUGAGGCUCCAUUACGAGUGAUCCAGGACUCUAUCGCGUUACUCGGGGAUGGAACAAUACCUUGUAUCACACUUAUAUUAGGAGGAAAUUUGAUACAAGGUUUGAGAAAUUCAAACAUAAGAUAUGUUACCAUCAUCACAAUUAUUGUGAUCCGAUACUUGAUUCUUCCUGUAAUUGCAAUUGGAGUUGUUAAAGGUGCUGCUGCUUUAGGAUUACUUCCAUCUGAUCCUCUUUUUAGUUUUGUACUCAUGAUCCAGUUUGUUGUGCCACCUGCCAUGAAUAUCAGUACAAUGACACAAUUAUUCAAUGUUGCACAAGAGGAGUGUUCGGUGCUGACGAUGUGGACUUACGUUUUCGCAGCAUUUGCACUUACUGGAUGGUCAACGGUCUUCAUGUGGAUCUUGACUUGAAACUUGAAAAAUCAUUUUUAGGCUUUGGUCGACUCAAUUCAUAGGAUCUUAAAAUUUAUUUUGUAAUUUCUACAAAAUUUUGCUCAAUUAUUGGAUGUUUGUGGUUCCAAAAAUAAGUUUCUAGUUUUUUGCUUUACUUAAAAAAACAUCAACUCUUGAAGAUUCAAAGCAAAAAGAUCAUUUAUGUAGUUUUUGAAUUGUAAUUGUUUAAUACGUAGCAAAGAAUAUACCAAUCAACAUAUUGUAAGAUUUA